Molecule: messenger RNA, 966 nt
Organism: Marchantia polymorpha subsp. ruderalis
Lineage: Eukaryota; Viridiplantae; Streptophyta; Marchantiopsida; Marchantiales; Marchantiaceae
Source: the annotation of a GenBank genome assembly
AUGGACUCGUUAUUCAGGUUCAGCAAUGAAUCAUCGAACGCCGCCGCCAGUGGAGGUGCACAAGGACGCGACGAGGCGAAGGUGGAGUAUCUGGGCCCCACGACAUUCGAGGGAGCGGGGAGCAACGAGCUCGAGGUCUUUCAGCAGCAGCAGCUUCGGGGUCUGAAUCAGAAACACGAGAUCACUCAAAGCGCCAGACCACCACCAGCGCCGCCAGCAGCAGCAGCGCCGAGCCGAUACGAGUCGCAAAAGCGACGAGACUGGAACAGCUUCGGGCAGUACUUGCGAAAUCACCGACCGCGCAUCGAUCUGGAGGAGUGCAGCGGCGAGCAGGUGAUCGAGUUCCUGCGCUACUUGGACCAAUUCGGCAAGACCAAAGUGCACGUGCCGAGCUGCCACUACUUCGGAGUGCCGAGCCCCGCGCAUCCGUGCUCGUGCCCUCUGCGCCAGGCCUGGGGCUCGCUCGACGCUCUGAUCGGUCGUCUGCGAGCUGCGUUCGAGGAGAACGGAGGCCACGCCAGCCGCAAUCCCUUCGGCGACCGCGUGAUCCGCUCGUACCUGCGAGAGGUUCGCGAGAAGCAGGCCAAGGCUCGAGGCAUCGCCUACGGCAAGAAAAAGAAGGGCCUUGUCUCUUCGCAGCCUUCCCUGCUUCCCGUGCCCACGGAGCAGGAGCAGCAGCAGCAGCAGCAACAGCUCACGUACGAGCACCAUCAACACCACCAUCAGCAUUUGCUCCCGCAAAUGCCCGCCCAUAUCCACCAUGGAAGCCUGUCCGAUGCGUUCUCGAUCCAUGACGCCGCCUCGAGCUCGGGCUCUCAGGGAUAUCAGCUGGCCUCGUACAAUCCGAGCAAUGGCGCCGUCAGCCUCGUGUCGCGAGUUUAUCCCCCGUUCGAGAUCCAUUCGUUCAUGGAGGAUUUGCCGUGCAGAGAUGCCAGCGGCUGGGCGUGGAAUCCCGUCUGUGGCUAG